This is a messenger RNA of Nymphaea colorata (pocket water lily), 785 nucleotides long. RefSeq lists its product as uncharacterized. Gene Ontology annotation, molecular function: RNA binding. Bases 129 to 611 code for a protein of 160 amino acids. Gene Ontology annotation, cellular component: cytosol. The record is from RefSeq and is a predicted model, not a curated record. NCBI's taxonomy places the organism in Eukaryota, Viridiplantae, Streptophyta, Magnoliopsida, Nymphaeales, Nymphaeaceae. The transcript is spliced from 8 exons.
AACGAACUCCACGAAAUUUUUGACAUUGAAGUGGGGAACAACAAAAAGGGGUUUCUCUCUCUCCUUGCGGUAGGGUUUAUUCUUAACUCCAUUUGCAGACGAGCCCGCGUGAGCGAGAGAGAGAGAGGAUGGGUAGGGGCAAGUUCAAAGGCAAGCCUACUGGUCGCAGGCAUUUCUCUACGCCUGAGGAAAUGCUUGCUGGUAGCUCCACACGUCCUCGUACAUUCAGAAAGGAGGAGGAGGAGGAAAAAGAAGAAGAAACAUCCGAAGAGGAAGAAGGUUCUGAUGAGGAAGAUCAAGAAGUGAAGAAGAAAGGGACACAAGGCAUUAUUGAGAUUGACAAUCCUAAUUUGGUCAAACCGAAAAAUUUGAAAGCAAGAGAUGUUGAUUUGGAAAAAACAACUGAGUUGUCAAGGCGUGAAAGGGAAGAAAUAGAGAAACAGAAGGCUCAUGAACGGUAUAUGAGGCUACAGGAACAGGGGAAAACAGAGCAAGCUAGAAAAGAUUUAGAGCGUUUACAAUUGAUACGACAACAAAGGGCUGAGGCUGCGAAGAAACGAGAAGAAGAAAAAGCUGCUAAAGAAUUGAAGAAGGCUGAGGCUCGCAAGUAACAUGAACAACUCAUGUAUAUGUACGUCGCAUCAAAUGGUCAAACUGCUUCAAAAAAAUGAACGUAUGCAUCAUUUGUUAUAUUAAUUGGUGAUACGCAGAAUAUGUUGUAGACCAUCCACAACCAUUUAUGUUCAAAAUUUGGCAAAGAGUUGGCAAUUUCCUCUUUCUACUAG